Molecule: messenger RNA, 2355 nt
Organism: Eufriesea mexicana
Lineage: Eukaryota; Metazoa; Arthropoda; Insecta; Hymenoptera; Apidae
Gene: Vps60
Product: vacuolar protein sorting 60
Exons: 4
Coding region: 716-1381 (221 amino acids)
Biological process (GO): late endosome to vacuole transport via multivesicular body sorting pathway; vesicle budding from membrane
Cellular component (GO): multivesicular body
Source: RefSeq, a predicted model, not a curated record
UCACCGUCACCUCCGUCGCCGUCGUCGACGUCGUCAUCGUCACUACCAGUGAACCUUACCACCACCGUCAUCGUUCAUUCGACCCUUUCUCAUUCGUUAUCCUCCCCUUCGCAUUGUACUUUAAGCACUAGACUUCUCGAGCUGCCGCGGUUCCACGUGAUUUUCAAAUAUCUACGCGACGCAAGCGCCCCGUUCCUUCUUUUCGUCCACUAUCUUCCGCUCCAACGUAUACCCCUACCUACGGUUACCUACCGACCGAGUUUACGCCAUUAUCCCAAGUUUCUUUAAACGCGUCUAACGAUAACUUGAGCCACGCGCUUCGAAUUCUUUUACUCUUCUUUGCGUCGAACAAGUCCGUUUCCGCUUUUCGAUCAGCUGAAACAUCUACACUCGUUCGCACGAAUAAAUGUUUACGAAUUUCUUUUUCUGAUCGAUAACACCUUGUUACGUUAUAUAACGGUACCGAGAUCAACGGUGAAAUCGAUUCAAUUUCUUUCUACUUCGCAUUAAUGAAAAAAUAUCGAAAUCCCGCGUAAAAUUAUUCGAGUAAUUGAUAAGUGUUCUACGUGAUGACUAUAGAUGGAGCAAGCAACUGCGUGAAUCAGUCAAACUUGACAUUUCGAGUGAACUUGAGUAACGAACAAGGAACGCAAACGUUUUUACUAAAAGGGAAGGAGAUUAACGUAUUUUACGUUGUUACGUCUCUUUCGGCAAGAUGAAUAGACUCUUUGGUCGGCCCAAAGCCAAGGAACCGUCGCCGAGUAUCACUGAUUGUAUCGCCGGGGUUGAUAGCAGGGCAGACUCCGCGGAGAAAAAAAUAGCAAAAUUAGAUGCGGAAUUAAAGAAAUAUAAAGAUCAAAUGGUUAAAAUGAGAGAAGGCCCUGCAAAGAAUGCGGUUAAAGCCAAAGCAAUGCGCAUUCUAAAACAGCGUAAAAUGUACGAGGCACAGGUGGAUAACUUACGCCAACAGGCUUUUAACAUGGAACAAGCGAAUUUUGCCACUCAAACAUUAAAGGAUACUCAAGCGACUGUGGUUGCUAUGAAGGAAGGAGUUAAACAAAUGCAGAAAGAAUUUAAAAACAUCAAUAUAGAUCAGAUCGAGGAUCUUCAAGACGACUUGGCCGACAUGCUGGAACAAGCCGACGAAGUGCAAGAAGCGAUGGGUCGCAGUUACGGUAUGCCGGAUGUAGACGAGGAUGAAUUAGCAGCCGAAUUGGAAGCUCUUGGAGAUGAUUUAGCCAUCGACGAAGACACUAGUUAUUUGGACGAUGCUAUCAAGGCGCCUAGUGCACCUGACAAAGAACCUGGUACUAGCUCUGUUAGAAAUAAGGACGGCGUUCUGGUCGACGAGUUUGGUUUGCCACAAAUACCGGCUAGCUAAAGCAUUCUAUCCGUACGGGUUAACGUUACGUAUAUCGAUAUAUCCAAAGACGGUUGGUCAUUCAGCGAUUUUCAACUUUUAAUAUCCUUUUACGUAUGUCGUGGUAUAGCGUACUAAAUAUUUCAAAUUUCCAAAUUUAUCGAUGCAAAUUCCCCCAAAUAACCCUCGAUUCCAUUCGAGUAACGUAAUUUCGUUCUUGUCGAUAGAUAUCUUAUUCUUACACCGUUAUGUUCCGGUUGUUAAUGUAUAGCUGAGAUUAAUAAAUAAAAUCGUUUAAUCGAAAAUUUUAAACGAUCUGUAAUCGGGGGAUACUCUUUUCAUUUUCAUUUUGUAAUUCUGCGUAUUGCAUAAUCAGGUUUGAAAUUAUCUCUUUACUAUCCAUGAAAUGCGUUUCUUCGAAACCACGUACUUGCGUAUAAUGAUAUACAUGUGCCUGCAACAUAAACGUGUAAAAGUUUUCGUACAAUUUUCAAUUCGAUUAUCUUCCUUAUUUCUAGAUAGUUGAAAAAGCUUUAUGUACUAAAGUUACAUGUUACGGAUCAAACCAUAACGUCUCAGUCGUGAUCUAUUCAUUUUUCAUUCUUUUUUCUUCUAUUUUCCCUUUAAACGUUAUACCUUUCAGUAACUUUCAGAAAAUAUCGAAUAAAUUACGACUUUGACCACCUAUGAUCCAUCUAUGAUCUAUUUCUAAUUUCGCAAGAUCCAUCCUGUGUGCUAGUGUAUGCGCGUCACGCACAUCAUAUACGUCUCGACAUUACCUUUCUCUUAUACAGCCUGCUAAACUGUUUUAUUAUAUUUUCGAAUAACGAUGUCAUCGCAGAAGAAUUUAAAAGACACAGCAAGGAGGUUGAAUGUCCGGCUGGAGGUACAGAACACAAACCUACUUUCAUCGCCUCGCUGCUCCAUCCCGUGAACGAAACUUUUUUCCGAAAUCUAAGAACCGAAACAUAGCGUUACAUUCGAUCACGCGAAAA